CUGGGGCGCCACGCGGCCGCUGUGGGUUCGCCUUUUUCAGGCGGAAAACACGGCGUAGUGGAUUUUAUUAAAAAAGAGAAAUGGCAAGCUGCUCAGUUAAGCAGCCCAGCUUUGCAGCUCGCAGCUACAGUGACAUUUUUCAUUUUUUGCAUGCUGCAAACUGUAGAGUCCGUGUCUUUGCACAGCCUCGAUUGGGGUUCAUUGAAUUCGUGCCGGACAUCCGAAUUGAUUUGCUGUUGCUACCGUUGACGCUAAUCUCGCUGCUGUAUGCACCUGUGAUGUAUGGCUGUGUGAAGCUCUAGACCUCUGGCGUGCUGCAUCCCGCUUGACCGACGUUUUGCAUUUGAUGCGUGUCCGACGUGAUCUAUCUCAUUCGUCUUUUAGAGGUAUACACGGUAGUUGAUGGGAAUUGGCCAGCGAAGCAUAUCUCUUUGCUAAUGCGGCUCAACAGACAGGUCGUCAUCUGCAGAGCCGCAUUCGCACUCACACCCGCCUCAACAUCCUCCCGGAGUUGGUUCGGCGUGUUGUACCUCUGUGUAGACAGCGCGCCAUCCAACUCGUGAUAGAAGCACUGAAGGAAGGCUCUUAGAGCCUCCCGGUCGGCCCUAGAACGCCGCUACUGGGACAGAGCCAGUUUUUGCGGGCAACACGGCUGCCCAGAAGCGCCAACUUGUAGUCUGAACCGAGACAGCCUUGGUGCUGUUGCAUUCAUCGUGGGAGGGAAAUAGGGUGUGUCCGCUGUAAUCGCCGUGGUUUAUGCAAGAAGGCGUGCUGCGAGAUAGCUCCGUAGCUGCGGCACACCCCCUGGUGCAACAACGGCCGCGCCCCGACAUUGACGCAACUUCAACAUGGCACACUGGCGCUAGGCCAACAGCGUCAUUGCGCCGAAAAGACAUCACCUCUGGCGCAUGCCGCCUCAUACCCCCACGGUGUAAAGCACACGCUACACUGUAGGGUACAAAUUCCGCUGCGGCAUCUUUUGUUUGUGUGGUGCUUCGGCCUCCAGAACUUGGCCGGAUCAAGCGGCUCCUCUAGUGCCUGGCCUGCUCGCCAUGUGUUGCCCGAGGGCACAUAGGCGCAAACUCUAUAAGAGGUGGCGGCGCCCUCGUUGCUGCCAUUGAUCCGACGCCCUGAUCUGCAAUUCAACUCCUCUCUUCUUUCUUCAAAUCUCAUCUUCUUCUACCAUUUGCAGAGUAAAAGACGACUUGCGCACACCAUGAAGUUCUCGACACAUCUCCUCGUUGCAGGCGCGGCGCUUACAGCUGCUCUGCCUCAUCAAGACAGCGUCGUUCGACGCAUGCAAAAGGGCCUCCAGAUCCCCGAGCAUUGGGGUAGCCAAAAGCCUUACACCCCUGGCUUUCGGGAUCCUUAUGACAAUGCUGUUGAUCCUAUCCAGUCUAAGCUUGAUCCCAAGCCCUGGCGCAAUGGUAAGGGAGCUAGCAUUCUUGGCCCUUACAACCCAGAGCGCUCCCGUCAGAGCCCAGACAUGAUCCGCCCACCAAGCACAGAUCAUGGUGACGUUGAAAACAUGCGCUGGAGCUUUACCGAUUCUCAUACUCGCAUUGAGGAAGGUGGCUGGACAAGACAAACGACCCUUCGUGAACUCCCAAGCAGUGUUGAGCUUGCUGGCGUGAACAUGCGUCUGGAUAAGGGUGUUAUCCGCGAGCUUCACUGGCACAAAGAGGCCGAAUGGGCCUAUGUUAUUUCUGGUGAGGUUCGAGUCACCGCUCUUGACUAUGACGGAGGCAACUUUAUCGAUGACCUCAAGGAGGGCGACUUGUGGUACUUCCCCAGUGGUGUUCCCCACUCCCUCCAGGGCUUGGGCGAGAACGGCACUGAGUUCUUGCUCAUCUUCGACAGCGGCAAAUUUUCUGAGGAAUCUACUUUCGUCUUGACAGACUGGCUUGCACACACCCCGAAGUCCGUCCUGGCCGACAACUUCCACCUUGCCCCGGAAGUCUUCGCUCAUCUUCCCAAGAGCGAUAAAUAUAUCUUCCAGGGAUCUAUGCCCGGAUCAAUUGAACAGGAGGCUCCUUCGGGCAAGAAUGUCAAGAAAUCCAAGUUCAACUUUACCCACCGAAUGCUCGACCAGACACCCAAGAAGACGACCGGUGGCGAAGUACGCAUCGCCGACUCUACAAACUUUGACGUUUCCAAGACCAUCGCCUCUGCUCAUGUCACCAUUCAGCCUGGUGCUAUGCGAGAAAUGCACUGGCAUCCUCUUGCUGAUGAGUGGUCCUACUUCCUCAAAGGUCGCGCUCGCGUGACUGUUUUCGCUGCUCAAGGCAACGCCCGUACCUUCAACUACCAGGCUGGCGAUGUUGGCAUUGUCCCCGCUAACAUGGGUCACUUUGUUGAGAACAUUGGUGAUGAGCCUCUUGAGAUGCUUGAGAUCUUCCGAACUGAUGUCUUCCGUGACUUCUCCCUGUUCCAGUGGAUGGGCGAGACCCCGCAGCGGUUGGUUGCAGACACAAUUUUCGGAGAUGACAAGGCCAAUGCUGAGUUAUUCUUGCAAAAGAUUAAGGAUCCUAAGAAGGAUGAGGUCACUGACCCCAGUGUGGAGCUUUAAAUGACAUAAGACUUUGACUUUGGGGCGGGAAGGCGUUGAUCGAACCACGGCUUGCUUGUUUUUUUUCUUCCUGUUUUGUUCCCUUUCUUUUCCAUGAUUCAAUUUGAAAGCGCCUAGUUUUUGCUUCAUUUUCGUUUACUCGUUAGGGAUACUCUUAAUUAUUGUAAAUAUUCAUUAUUUCCUUGCAAUAGACAGGGUCAUUACUCGUAGUAUUUUG
[Torrubiella] hemipterigena is the source of this 2786-nucleotide messenger RNA. Lineage: Eukaryota; Fungi; Ascomycota; Sordariomycetes; Hypocreales; Clavicipitaceae. The record is from the annotation of a GenBank genome assembly.